Messenger RNA from Myxocyprinus asiaticus (Chinese sucker), 3621 nucleotides. RefSeq lists its product as uncharacterized. The record is from RefSeq and is a predicted model, not a curated record. The transcript is spliced from 9 exons. Bases 211 to 1515 code for a protein of 434 amino acids. Lineage: Eukaryota; Metazoa; Chordata; Actinopteri; Cypriniformes; Catostomidae.
GCGAUAACAGAGGAGUUGCACACUGUGGAUUGCGCUGGAGUUUGAAGCUAAUAUUUUUCUCAGUGUUCAUGUUUUUAUUUGGUCUUGUUUGAAUAAUGCGAGCCAAACGCGACUCAUUUAAAUCCCACAAACAGCUGAAGGGAUAGUCGACGUAUACUGGAAGAGAAAGCUCUAUUCUUACAUGCAAACGUGUGUUUCCGGAUAUUGAGCAUGUCUUUGCUUCAUGCUGUUGAUGAUGCUGUCAAGAUGUGCAAAGUGGAAGAAUCAAGGCUUACAGACACCAUCAGACAGUGCAAGGAGAUUUUACACUCGAUGAGAACACGAAAGACAGACAACAGUGAGUUGGAGACUGUAGCAGACAGAAGUGAGAAAGAUGAUAUUCUACCUGAAGAAAAACAAGAAAUUGAGCUACUGGAGCAGGUUCUAAAGAAAGCACUGAGAAUCCGCAGCACAUCUGAAGCUCACAAAGAAAUGUCCUCUGACAGUAACUUAAAAACUCUUCCUAAUAAGAGCAUAAAUAAAGCACUCAUUAAUGAUGUUAAACAUGAGGAUAAAAGAAAACCGGUGAAAACUGUCUCGUCCUCUGAGAUGUGCAGGAAUCCCAAUCAACAGAGACGAGCAGACGGACGCGACGUGACCCGUGGGGCAUUGUGGACGCGGCCUGUUUUGGUCCGGAAAGGUCCGUCUGCUCAUCCGGUUGUUAAAGGCAAGUCGGUACCAAAGAGCGCUCCGGUGAAGAUAUCUUCCACAGGAUCCCAGCAGAAGAUCAGUGUCAAAGCCACAAAUGCAAAAGAGUUAUCCGAAGAUUAUUCCACAUCGAUCUCCUACCAACAACCCUGUAAAGAAAUGUGCGCACUUGGUAAAGACAUUAAAUCCACAACAGAAACUCUGGCGUUUAAUGAACAAUGGAUACUGUCUCCUUUGUUACCAGUUUGGCGAGCACAGAGGGCAAAACAGAACAGAUUGUGGAGCAAAGUGAUAACCCAACAGUCCAAACCAGUGCCAGAGAGAACUCGCUUUACUGAAAGACUGCACACAACUUUCCCCUCAGAAUGGCCUUCUGGAUUUCAAGCAGAUAUCACAACAGACCUGGACGCGCUCACACAGCGUUGUCUGGACCUGAUACACUGCUUACACACAGAGCUACAGACCCAGGAGACUAACCAGAGCUGCCUAGCGGACUCAGAGCCAGAAUGGGAGAAGUGGAAUAAGUGUCGCCCUGGAGCUCUGUGUCCCAUCCGGAGGAGAGGGGAAUGGGGUAAUUCCUGUCUGCCGCCCAUCCUGUGUUACACCACUGAGACUGAACUCAGAGAGCUGGAGAGCCGAAGACUCAGAGUGGAGCAAUUACAGCAGGCCAUUCACCUUCAACAGGCGAUGUCCGAUUAUCAUGCAUCUUACUGGACCUCACCUGAUUCCGGUACGGAGCGGCCCAGUGCUGUGGCUCUUCGUAGCCUGUACUCACUGUUAGCUGAAGGAGGGGUUCAGUUCCCAUCACUGGUUUUGGACUCUGAGUAAAAACAUGUUGGUUAAUUCAAUGGAGUACAACAGGGAAAAUGAUUCAGAUGAACUGAUGGAAGGCAGAAUCUCUGGAACUCGCAUUCUGAGAACGGCUGUAUUCUGGAAUUUUUUUUGCUUGGAUGUUUAACGAAGCACUUCUUAUGAGUCAUGUGACCGAUCAGUAGACCUGAGAGAGUGCAGCUGUGUUAAAGUAACAUAAAUAAAGCUUCCAGCUUCCAGUCAGGAUUUAAUUUCAGUUUAAACAAAUGUGUUCAUCCUGCAUAUAAAAUCGUUUAUCUCUGAGCUGCAGAAGUUUGUUCAGCUCCCUGCUGAGUUCCUGACUGAAUUCAACUCACUUGAGCUUUAACUUACCAAAUAACAGCCAUCAGCCAUGUGUUUUUGCCAACAGAGAGCGAUGUAUUCUAUACUCUGUUCUUAAUGAAUUCCAUCAGGAAUUGAAGUUGCACUGCAUUCCGCUGUAUUUUCUGUUUGUCUUCAGGAUUCAUGUCAAAACGUGUCUUAAGACACCUGUGUUCUAUCUUGGUUUUUCAGUGCAUUUGAACGGCCCCUUACUAUACAAUUAAAUGUGCUGUAAGUGACUCUAACUUUCAACCAAUUGGCCAGUUCAAACUGAUUGGCUUGUUUUCUGAUUGGCUAAAACAGUGCAGGCCACUCCCUUGGCUCUUUUUAAUUGUUUGCAGUCAAAUUCUGUCAAAGAAAGAGGUGUGAUUUCUUACAGCACAUUUAUAAAACUUUUAGGUUGUAAAGUAAAUGACAAAUAGAAAAGGUAAGUCCAAAAGGUCCAUUAAAACUAGUAGUUACUUGUUUUCUGAAACAAUAUUAAUGCGUUUAAAAUUGUGCCAAAAUAGAUGUGUUAGUCACAGUGACUAUACAUUUUUCCACUUGGUAAGCUGAUUGUCUGUAAAUUGCUAAUGUUAGUGUGGUCGUUCAUUCAAGUCUGACCGUUCAAACCUCUGAGUCACCAGACGAGCAUAACAAAGGAGCUAUUUCUCAUUGAUUUCAUCUCGACGAGUCCCACACGGCUUUUCUCACAUCCUGAGGAGUGCAAAGCUGUCAUGAGCAGCACCGCCAAUCAAUAGAUCAUUAGAAUGAUAAAUCGAACAGGGGCGCAACGUAUCUUAAAUUCACACGUUCCACUUCAGUUGCCUGCAAUGAGGCAUGUAUGCUUGGGAAUCAACGUUGAGGAAGUUAUUUAAAGCGGUUGCAUCUCAAGCUACUUAUAAUUUAAAGUAGUUCAACUACAGUCAAGCUACCUUUUCGAGAAAGUUGUUAGCUACACUACAAUUUACUAACAAAAAGUAGCUAAUUACAUUAAAGCCAUUUAAGGGGACAAAACCUUAUAACUGUCAGAUAUUAUGUACAGUAUGUAUUUAUAUGACGCAACAACAAUAAUGAUCUCAGUUAGGGUGACAGCAUUACACACAGAACACAUUACACAAAAUGCAACUAAUUAAACUGGAAACAUUUUAAUUUCAAAUAACAAAGUUGAAAACAACGAACAGGGACAUUUGACUUAAUAUUUAGCUACAGAAAAGACAAUGUGAAAUGAUGCACAGGGACUUUAAGUUAUUUAAUAAACCAUUUCACAAAAAUGAAUCCGAGUUUAGGUUUACGAUCUUACACCGAUUGUACUUAAUAAGCCAACAACAUGUAACAUCAUGUAAACACCCUGAACGGUUGUCCUUUAAUGGGGUAUGGUCAUUAAUGGUUUCAGCAUAAACCAAUUGGCAAACAUAGUUUUUCCACCCAUUACCGCAAUUUUGCGUUGCAUGUAAACACCUUUGCUGCUGUUCUUACGUGUUUAAAAAAUGUGCGCAAGUGUUGUGCGCAUUCCUGUUUAUGUCAAAAGCACAAAAUAUCUCAAUGAUUUCAAGUCUCAUGUAAAUGCGGUUGUCUUGCAUUGUCUGAUUUUUGAAUAAGCAAAUUUAAGGUAGCUAUCUUCGUAUUGAUGUGACGGGUCUCCACCUUUGACCUGCCCCAACCAGUAGGUGGCUGAAUGUGAAAGUGUAGAUUUACAGUAAAAAAUGACUUGAAUAUUUAUCUGUUUCUCACCCACACCUAUCAUAUCACUUCUGAAGAAAUGGAUUUAACCACUGAAGUCAU